AUGGAAACUUUUAACGGAAGAAUCAAAACUAUUAACGAUGCGUUAAUAAUCUUUGAAGCAUGUCAUCAAGGAGUUAUUCAAAGAACUGCUCGUCGUUUAUUAGAAAAAGAAAAAGAAGAGUUAUGUGGUGGGAAAGUUUAUGUUUUUGACGAGAAAGAAUCCGGGAUUAAAAGAUGGACAGAUGGAAGAUUAUGGUCACCAAGUCGUAUUAUAAAAGAUUUCUUGGUGUAUCGAGAAUUAUCAACACGUGAUAGGAAUAUUAAAAGACACGAACCAAUCGAUGAAGUUUUACAAGCUCGUAUCGAAGCUGAAGGUCUAAAAGUUCAUCAAUGUAGCAAAGGAACUUUUAUACUAAGAAAUAACGGUCUACUAAAAAAAACUAUUUCGAUAAAAUUCAAUGGAUCUUAUCAACAUAUGAUUAUUUAUGAAGAUAAUCGAGGUCGCGAAGAAUCAUUAUUGCCACCAAAAGCAUUCGAAGAGUUACGUUAUAUUCAACCAAGCGAAGAUAUUAUUAAAAGUGAAAAAAUGCCUAAAAUUAUUAGAAACUCUGCUCGUAAAAAAGUUAUUAGCAAAAAACGACUAGAUGGUGAUAAUGUUAAAGAUGUUAUAGACAAGGUUGUUUUAGAAAAUGUUGGUCAUGCUUCCACUUUAGAAUAUGGUUUUAAGAUGCCAUUAUUGCAGCGUGAUUUUACCAAGGCAAUUAAUGUAUUUAAAGAAAAUUUAGAAAAUAACAUUUUGGGUAAAAAACAAAAAACGGAUUUUAAUAUCCUUGUCAGUGGAGGAGCUCCAGGGAUAGAUUUUGGGAAUGGAUGUCCACUUGAUAAUACUGACUAUGGACUUUCUUCAUCAAUCAUGCCAUACAUCAAAUGCUUCAACAUUGAUGCUGUGUUUCAGAGCAUUGCUGAACAUUUAGAAUCUGCAACUCUUUAUUUCUUUAAAGAUAUGGUCAAUGAACUUGCAACAUUUAUGAUGAAUAGACUAGAAGCAUUUGUUCAAAUAUUCCUUUCAGGAACAGCUCCACAAGUUGUCAUUUCAGCUAAGGAGCCAUCUAGAGUUUCAUUUCAUUUUGUUGAAUGUCCAUUGUUAUCAAUGGCAUCUAUGAUUAAGAUUGUAGAUCACUUUGCAGAGUCAUGUAAUGCAGAAAAAUUUGAAUGUGGUGAAUAUAAAUGGAAGCUAUGUAGACCAUUUCUUUAUCUUUUGGGGGACACAGGAGGAUUGCCUUGUGCAUUAGAUCAAAGAGAAACUUAA
Messenger RNA from Entrophospora sp. SA101, 1248 nucleotides. Lineage: Eukaryota; Fungi; Glomeromycota; Glomeromycetes; Entrophosporales; Entrophosporaceae. The record is from the annotation of a GenBank genome assembly.